Molecule: messenger RNA, 4206 nt
Organism: Closterium sp. Naga37s-1
Lineage: Eukaryota; Viridiplantae; Streptophyta; Zygnematophyceae; Desmidiales; Closteriaceae
Source: the annotation of a GenBank genome assembly
AUGCAGGGGUUGAAGUCACUCAAAUCGGCGCUAGUGGAGUACGUCAAGAGCUGCGUCGCUGAGAGGCGGUCGGCGCCGGCCAAUCACCCUACUGGGCCAAGUAACUCCCCCCUGGACGACGACGGGAUCGAAACAAAGGCGGCGUUUCAAGCUGGCGUGAGUCGCCCGGCGGAUUUCGGCACGCACGACACUAGAACUAGCGGGCAUGUUGGCGGUGGCGAGGCCGACUUGGUAGGAGGAGAGGAGCGGAGGGCAGGGUCCGAUGAGGAGUCGGUGGAGGUGUCAGAGUCAGAGUCAGAGUCGGGAUCCGAGGAGGAGGAGGAGGAGGAGGAGGAGGAGGAGGAGGAGGAGGAGGAGGAGGAGGAGGCAGGGAAGAAGGCUUUCAGCGCUGAGGCGGACACCGACGCCGGUGUGCAGGGAGCGGACGUGCAGGACCGUGGCGGACAUGUGGAGGUUGACGUGACGAAUGUCGCCGAACGGGGUGCUGGUCGUGACCCGAAGUUGACCGGCGGGACCGGCAUAAAUGCCGCGUCGGCCGGCAAAGGAGGGGGGGACCAGUCUCGUAUGAAGGCGCAGGCGCAUGGUCAUCCGGCAUCGACCAACCCUUCUAAGUCGGCGUCGGCAGCCGCCCUCGCUCACGUGAAGCGGCUGGAGGCGGAGAACAAGAGACUCAGAGACGAGAAUGCAGGGUUGCGGUCGGCGCUGGAUGCCGAGAGGGGUCGGACGGAGGGGUUGUUGGCAACGGCGGCUGGAUGCCUCGAGGGUGUCAAGUCGCUGACCGAACGCGUCGCCGCCGCGGAGCAGACUGCGGGGACACACGUCUCUAAAGCGACAGCAGCCAUGAGCGGCGUUUUCGCCAAGGUCCUGGACGAUCGGGUGGCUUUGGUCAACGCGUGCAGCAGCAUGGCGACGCCGUUGUUGGGGGAAAUUUCUAAGGGAUUGGACAGGCUCAAAGUCGACCGCCUUGACGCCGACCUGCGGUUGGGGAACCACGUGACCAGCGUGGGGGAGAACGUGAAGACCGUGUUGGCCGAUUACAUCCAGGCCCAGCUGGCCUCGACUUCCACCAAUAUCGUCGGCGGCCUAUCCCGCAGCAUCCCGCCCCCACCUCCCGGUCCAUCCCCCGCGCUGCCAGCCGAAGUCAUCAAGACAAUAAGGGAUGACUUGGUUCAGGCGGUGACCGCUAUCACGCAGCAGGCACUGGGUACCGUCGGCUACACGCUCCUGCCCAACGUGCUCGCUACAAUGAGGCAUGGGCGGCGUGGUUCGUCUCCGUCGGCCGGGGACGUUGACAGCGUGCAAAGGCAGAGGCCGGAGAAGAGGGCUGGCAGCGGAGUAGCGGCCGACGGCGACGACGCCGGCAAUUCAAAGCGGAGUAAAGGUGUCGGUGGUAACCGCACAGUCGGCGGCGACGUCCCAGCUCCAGAUCGGUCACGGUCUCGUUCACCGAGAGUGGACACGAUGCUGAAGGAAAAAGGGGGGGCGACCGUCCGACUACUCGGCCCGCAGAGUAGAGGCGGCGCUGACGGAAGCGCGGAAGGUAGGACUGCCGCCGCGGAGAGGGUGCAGACGGGCGGCUCCUCAUCUCACGCCGCUGGACAGAAAGGUCCAGAGGUACCCCGUCCUCGUGCUCCCGAGGUUGCACCACUGCAGGCCGGCGUCGGCGGUAAUCUGGAAGCUGCUGGGGUGCAGGCCGACGCGGUGCUACCCACCUCCCACCCGGCGAUCGAAGCAAGUGCCAACAACGACGGCGUCACUGUUGCUAUUGGGGUGCAGGCCGACGCCGUGCUCCACACCACACACCCGGCGCCGUCGAGCCACUUGCAGGCACAGGCUGGGGAGGUUCCCGCUCCUUCUGUCGGCGGGGAUGGGGGCACAGGCGAUCCCGGCGCGGUGCUUGAGGACCCCCUGUCAAGAGUGCUGAAGGAGCAGCUUCGCGCACUUCAGGCGCCCUUGCACCCGCCAUACGUCGCGGUUCCCGACGACGGUGUCCCAACACCUCGCGUGGGUCCGCAUCCCGUCGCCGGCCCCUCGACAAUUGCACCCUCCACGGAGCAUCCAGUCGGCGGUCCCGCACCAUCGGACCCGGUCGCGGCCAUGCUGCUGGCCGAGAUCAACGCGCGUCAGGCGGCAGCACCAUCCCCUCACUCGACGGCAACCGGUCCCAGUGCGCCGACCACGCAGCACACCGUCGGCGGUCCCGCCCCAUCGGACCCCGUCUCUGCCAUGCUGCUGGCCGAGAUGAACACGCGUCAGGCGGCAGCACCAUCCCCUCACCCGCCGCCAACCGGUCCCAGCGCUGCGCCGACCACGCAGCACCCCGUCGGCGGUGCACCCUGUCGGCGGUCCCGCCCCAUCGGGCCCGGUCUCGGCCAUGCUGCUGGCCGAGAUGAACGCACGUCAGGCGGCAGCACCAUCCCCUCACCCGCCGCCAACCGGUCCCAGCGCUGCGCCGACCACGCAGCACCCCGUCGGCGGUGCACCCUGUCGGCGGUCCCGCCCCAUCGGGCCCGCGCUGCGCCGACCACGCAGCACCCCGUCGGCGGUCCCGCCCCAUCGGACCCGGUCUCGGCCAUGCUGCUGGCCGAGAUGAACGCGCGUCAGGCGGCAGCACCAUCCCCUCACCCGCCGCCAACCGGUCCCAGCGCUGCGCCGACCACGGUGAAAUUGGGCGAGGCCGUACAGCAAGGAGCGGCGGACGAGACGGAACAGGCGGUUCCACCGCAUGACCAGGUCGGCGCGGCGUCUGAGAUAAACGCAGCUGGUGCGGAGGCCGGGGCCGGUGGCCUAGGGGAGAUGCCGAUUGACCCGAUUUUCAACACCAUUAUCAUCGCGGACGACGAUGUCAUCGCGGACGAUGAAGUGGAAUUGAUUAGAGGGUUGAUAGACGCAGACGCACUGGCCGAACAGCAGGCUGGGGCAGCCAUGUCGGCCGACGUUGCUGAGACCGGGCCGCCGCCGGACCGAUCGGCAGGCGUCAUGGCGGGCCAGGCAGGCGUUUCGGUGGCAGGCCAGGCCGGCCAGACAGUACCUACGGGCCGGUCGGCAGGCGCCACAGUGGCAGACCGGGCGGGUACUACCGGACCGUCACGCCACCCUGCUGUCGUUUCAGUGGCUGGACAUGCCGAGCAGGAAGGACAAGCCGACCGUACGGAGGCUGUCGCCGAACAAAAGAGGAAGCGGAAGGGUAAAGCCGCCGCAUCGAAGAAGCAUGUCGCGGCGAAAGAUCGCAGGGGGCAUGGUAUCCGGGUGGACCGGACGAGCGGUGGCGGGUGGCAGGGCGAGAUCAACGUGGCUGGAAAAUCGCGCUACACGGGUCGGUCAGACGACAGGAUGGAGGUGGCUUACCUCAAUGCCCUUGCGAUGUCCAUCUUCGACGGUUACAUCAGCCCAGUCGUGUUGGGCGAGAUGACCAGCGUUAAAGAGGACGACAUGACCAGCUGGAAGUCGGAGUGGGAAGCGGCGAAGGUGAUACCGAAGGGGAUGUGGACGGUGAUGUGGGCCCGCGGCGCCGUCAUGUUUCGUCCACGGUUCCAGACUGUCCUCGCCGACUUCAAACAGAAGACGACCUCAGGCCCCUGGCUGGUGAAAAUGCUGAGGCCGGCUGUGUGGUUCGGCGAUGAUUCGGACCCGGCCAAGCGUAAGCAGCAGUUCAGCGACAUCAUCAACCGCGUUUCGAUGUGCGCGGCGUUUGGCCCAGUAGCAGCCACUGCCUUGCCGAGAUCUGAGCUGGAAGCUGCUCGGCUGGCCGAGGCUGUCGCUGCUUCAUCUUGCGCCGUGUGGUGCUUCGCCGAGACCGAGGCCACGGUCAGCCAAGCGGCGGGUGAAGGGAAGGCGGCGGCACUGGUUUGUCGUGCGAGCACCGACUUUGCCGACCUCUGUCACAGCGUCGUGGUGGCGGUGAUGGAAACGGAGAUUUCGAGGCAGGCCGCCCCGGACGAGGUUCCGUGCGACGUGACAGACAGAUUGCAGAGUGCUGCCCUUCGGAAGGUCUACCGGGACGACAACCCCAAGCCCGAAGCCGUUCUGAUCGCUAGGACGACCAUCGAGACCCUCGCCUUUUGGGGGUCGUGCAACGCCGGCGGCCCCCUUCUCCGACGACGCGGCAUCGAUGUGCCGGUGGACAAGAAGAUGUCGCACGAUAUGGAGCUCAGGGGUAAGAAGGGACAGAAGGGACAGAAGGCGAAGCACGCCGCGGUCGCGUGA